Messenger RNA from Megalobrama amblycephala (Wuchang bream), 2098 nucleotides. It is a transcript of the gene cib2, whose product is annotated as calcium and integrin binding family member 2. NCBI's taxonomy places the organism in Eukaryota, Metazoa, Chordata, Actinopteri, Cypriniformes, Xenocyprididae. The record is from RefSeq and is a predicted model, not a curated record. The transcript has 7 exons. Bases 372 to 1070 code for a protein of 232 amino acids. Gene Ontology annotation, molecular function: calcium ion binding.
CCCAUGAUCCUCCAUUGCUUAUCACCUGCACUCACUUCACAAUCACUCCACACUAAUCACCACACCCAGCUGCCACACAUUACCUGGACUAUAAAAGACUCAUACACACACCACCUCACCGCGAAGUCUUGUUGCCUCUGUGUACAAUUCCAAGCGUUUAUCUUGUCUGCCUGUCUGUUUCCCGUCUACGAUCCUGUGCCGCCUGUCCUGACCUUUGCCUUGUCUGCUGUUCUACAUUGGCUACUUCAAGAAGGACUGAAAUUUCAUGCUGGCUCCCAAUUUUCUCGGCUGGGCAAACCGUGGACAUAAAUGCCUAGAACAGAGAAGACCAAUGUGAUGCAUCUGCACGAGAGGAAAAUCACUCGACUAAGAUGGGUAAUAAGCAAACGAUAUUUACUGAUGAACAGCUAGACGCCUAUCAGGACUGCACCUUCUUCACCCGCAAAGAGAUUCUUCGCUUGCAUGGAAGAUACCACGAGCUGGCUCCACAUUUGGUUCCAAUGGACUACACCAAUGACCCUGAUGUUAAAGUCCCUUUAGCUCUCAUAGUCAACAUGCCGGAACUGAAGGAGAAUCCAUUCAGGAAUCGGAUUGUGGAAUCGUUCUCCGAAGAUGGCCAGGGGAACCUCAGCUUCAACGACUUUGUGGACAUGUUUUCGGUUCUCAGCGAAAUGGCUCCAAGAGAACUGAAAGCCAUUUAUGCUUUUAAAAUAUAUGACUUCAAUGUGGAUAAUUACAUCUGCAAAGAGGACUUAGAAAAGACUCUAAACAAGUUAACGAAGGAGGAGUUAACACCAGAGGAGGUUAAUCUGGUGUGUGAGAAGGCCAUUGAGGAGGCCGACCUGGAUGGAGACAGCAAGCUCUCCUUUGCUGACUUUGAGAACAUGAUCUCCAGGGCUCCUGACUUUUUAAGGCCUUUUUGGACUGCACAGCUGUGCCUCACAGACCACAUGAUUGAGAGGGGCAGGAAGGUUUUGUACCAUCAUUUGGAGACCUGGAGGCCAAAAAAUCUCGAAUUGCUUUCAGCAGCUGUCAGUCAAAGAGGCAAUUACUUUCUUGAGCACUCAUAGAAAGUUAAUGCUUUUAGCAUUCUGCUGACUGUACUUUUUGUUACUUUUGUUUAAGCACAUUUAAAAAUAACAGAAGUUGAAACCAAAGUGCUGUACAGGUAGAGUAAAACAGAUUUAAAGACUAGACAAAUAAUAAUAUAAAAACCAAAUGGACAAAUGAAAAUUAUACACCCUCAAAAGGAAUUAAAUCAUAAAGAAUAAAAAUGUGUCUUUAAAGAGGAUUUAAGAUCAAAUAUUGAGGGGAAGACAAUUCCAGAGCCUGGGAGCAGCCACCGAAAAAGCCCGGUCACCUUUAGCUUUAAAACGUGAACGAGGGAAGGAGGGGGGUAAUUGACUAGAUGAUGAAGAGAUCUUGAGGCAGUAUACGGGGUGAGGAGAUCACAUAUAUACUGGGGAACAAGUCCAUGCAAAGCUUUAAUAACAUAGUGCAGAAUUUUAAAAUCAACUCAGACCGGUAGCCAGUGUAGAGAGGCGAGUACAGGAGUAAUGUGCUCACGUUUUCUAGUGCCAGUCAAUAAUCUGGCUGCCGCAUUUUGCACCAAUUGUAAACCAUCUAAAGUAGGUUUAGGCAAACCCAGAUCGAGGGAAUUACAAUUUCAAGAUUUCAAGGGAAAUUUCAAGGUCCUUUUUAGAAAGCAUCUUCUUGAUUUUAGCAGUCUUAAUGGAAAGAACUGCUUUUUACAACAGCAUUAAUCUGCUUGUCAAAACACAAAGAUGGAUCAAAGAUAAAACCAAGGUUUCUGACAGUCGUGCACAUUGGUAGAGAAGCUGAUUGAUAAUGCCAGAAGUCAUAACUGAUGGGCCAAAGAUGAUUAUCUCAGUUGUAUUGCUAGUUAAUUGUAAAAAAAAAUCAUGUCCAUCCAGCAUUUAAUGUCCUGAAGACAUUCAAACAGAUUAGACACAGAACAGCUGUUAUUUAACAAGAAGAUGAAGCUAAGUGCAUAGAAAUUAUAUGAUAAGUUGUGUUUCUGGAAAAUAUGGUCUAGGGGAAUCAUAUUUAAAGGAACACUCCACUUUUUUUGAAAACA